CAAAACGCGGUACCAUUCAGCAGGUUCUUCCGGGGUCACUGUAGAUAUUUUGUAACGAGCGGGUUAUUUUCAUACCUGCAUUGGUAAAAUUAGAAUUGGAUUUUAGAGUACGGGCAUACUGUUGACACUAUAAAUCAUGAAGGGCGUUAAAUUGCUUGUUGUGCUCUUAGUGCUUUCUGUGCAUUUGCUUUGUGCCGAUUCUGCAAGGAGCCGGAAAGAUUCUAGUAACCAGAAUAGUUUCAGAAGGGCUGCGAACGGUUUCUACCAAAUGUUGAGCAAUAUCUUUGGAGAGGACAAUAUCAGAGGAUUAUAUAAGUUCUUCUCCAAGACCACCGAGCGUUUUGUGCAUGGCGUGGACUCGUUCCUCGACACCGUGUGGAAGAUUUGGACAGACCUGCUGGAUGUUUUGGGGAUUGACUCCUCCAGUCUGAGUCACUACUUCAGCCCGGCCUCGGUGUCGAGCUCCCCGGCCCGUGCGCUGCUGCUGGUGGGGGCGGUGCUGCUGGCGUACUGGUUCCUGUCCAUGCUGCUGGGCGGGGUGUUCUUCGUGCUGCACGCGGUGUUCGGGCGCUUCUUCUGGCUGGUGCGGGUGCUGCUCCUGGCGCUGUCCUGCCUGUACGUGCUGCAGCGGUUCGAGGGGGACCCGGAGCGGGCGGUGCUGCCCCUCUGCUUCAUCAUGGCGCUGUACUUCAUGACCGGGCCCGUGGGGGCCUACUGGCGCCGGGCCGGCGCCGCCUCUCUGGAGGAGAAGAUCGAGCACCUGGACGGCCAGAUCCGGCUGCUCAACAUCCGCCUCAGCCGCGUCAUCGACAGCCUGGAGCGCACCGCCGACCCCUAGC
This is a messenger RNA of Conger conger (European conger), 839 nucleotides long. RefSeq names its product bri3 binding protein (gene bri3bp). Bases 137 to 838 code for a protein of 233 amino acids. NCBI's taxonomy places the organism in Eukaryota, Metazoa, Chordata, Actinopteri, Anguilliformes, Congridae. The record is from RefSeq and is a predicted model, not a curated record. Gene Ontology annotation, cellular component: mitochondrion. The transcript has 3 exons.